This is a messenger RNA of Penicillium alfredii, 861 nucleotides long. Its product is annotated as alpha/beta fold hydrolase. The transcript has a single exon. The record is from RefSeq and is a predicted model, not a curated record. Gene Ontology annotation, molecular function: catalytic activity. The coding region runs from base 1 to 861 and encodes 286 amino acids. Lineage: Eukaryota; Fungi; Ascomycota; Eurotiomycetes; Eurotiales; Aspergillaceae.
AUGACAUCGCAAUGGCAAGCCAUACGUCUCCUCCACGGAGUCCGUGCCAUAGUUGGUGGCCAAGGCCCCCCUUUGGUUCUCAUUCCAGGCUGGCCACAAACAGCGGAGGCUUUUAGCGAUAUCUUCGAGCCCAUUUCAAAACAUUAUCAAUUUUUCGCUCUCGACCCCCCGGGCUUGGGUGACUCGCCCCCUCCCCUCGACGGCUAUGAUACUGCGAACGUCAGCAAAGUCAUGGCAGAGGCUAUUCACGAUAUCUUGAAAGAAAGAAAGUACCAUUUAGUUGGACACGAUGUGGGUGGAUGGAUCGCUUAUCCUUGGGCUGCUCAAUUUCAAUCGAGAAUCAAAUCGCUCGGUAUACUCGACGCUUCAGUGCCGGGUUUCCUGCCGCAGCUCCAGUUUCCGUUGUCUCACCAGACCAACAUGCGCCUUUGGCAAUUUUCGUUUAACGCGCUUCCUGAGUUACCUGAGAUUCUCACCCGCGGUCGUGAGCGUGACCUCCUGACCUGGUUUUUCAACUUGAAGACGGUUCAUCCGGAUGGUUUACCCAAAGAUCAAUUCGAACGCUACAUCCAAGCCUAUUCCAGACCCGGGGCGAUGAGUCGGGGGUUCGAGUAUUAUCGCGCCUUUGAAACGAGCGCGAAACAGAACCUGCAUUUUGCGAAAACACCGCUUGACAUCCCUGUCUUGGCUUUAGGUGGCGCCAGCUCCGUCGGCUCCAACAUGAUUCACUUGGUUCAGAACUUCGCAACCAAGGUUUCUGGAGGCGCUAUUGACAAUUGCGGACACUUUCUACCCGAAGAGCAACCAUCUGCUGUAGCGUACAAGCUGCUGGAGUUUCUCGAGGCAAAUCAAACAGAAUAA